This is a messenger RNA of Echinostoma caproni, 1512 nucleotides long. The record is from the annotation of a GenBank genome assembly. Lineage: Eukaryota; Metazoa; Platyhelminthes; Trematoda; Plagiorchiida; Echinostomatidae.
GUGUUUGACAACACAGUAAUCCUGCCAACACCCUCGUACUCGACACCCAACGUGUUACCGACACCGGAACACCAGAUCCACGUACAACCGCAUCAUCCAAGUCCAGACUUGUUCGAGGAUGAAUCACCACCAUCAUCUGCCCAGUGGAUGGACGAACGGAUUGCCAACGCGUUCGGACAAGCCUGGACCCAGUCACCACCAGCCACUCCACGAAAACAAUAUGCACCCACAUGGUACAAUUGUGACACGGAAACCGUACCCAGCGAUGAAUCAUCAACAACAUCGGAAACAGGUCCAGACAAGCUUUGGACUUUCAUCUACCGAGGACCGCCACCGAAAUUCACCAUCAAUAGCCGGGUCAACUGUCUGUGGGCGGACCACACCGACCAUUUUCACUUCGUGUUCAAAUGCCAUCCGAACAACAAGCGAAGAACUAUACAAAGAAUCAUCCAGGCAGGCAACCUGGAUACCAUGCAAAAUGUGUCCAUCCUAUCCACAUGUCAACCAGUCAUCAACUGGGACAAGUUUGCCGCUUACUUGGUCCGACAUAGCACAAAUUGCAUCUAUUGCAUUGGCCGGGAACUCGAACAACUCGCCACUGACGCUCGUUCAACAACACGAGCGGAGCAAGAUUGUUCAACGCUCCUUCGAAAUGAUAGAGCGCAAGGCCAAAAAUUCACCAACCUGAAACGGAAAGCCCGAGUAGAUCUCAUCCGUGAAUUGGUAGAAACAUAUGAUGCACGAACCUUAGCCGAACUCAAGGAUGCCUUAAGCUAUGAUGACAGACUAAACCUCUACGCCGAACAUGGACCCAGCUGGAAAGAAACAGCGGAAUUAGCAUGUGAGGCCUAUGUGGAAAAACUACGCAAAGACCAGGAGACAACCUCAUUGCAUGAAUACAUAGCCAGGAACAACCACAAUCGGACCUGCCAAAAGCCCAGGUCAACCGACGAAGGUUGCCGCUGGCUAGACCGACUACUGGCCGUGAACAACAUAGACAAGAACAAAUUCCUUACCCAACUCACCGAUAUAAUGAACAAGAAAGAAAACAGAGUAAAUGCCUUUGUAAUCCAAGGACCAACAACCACAGGCAAGUCCUUGAUGUUAAAUCUCCUCACGGAGAAUUACAUCUACGGAACAGUCCAGAGGAGUGGAGACCACUCCCAGUUCUACCUCAUGAACUUACUAAACAAGGCAGUUGCGCUUAUGGAAGAACCCAGGAUUACGCCAUUAACGGUCAACGACUUCAAAGAACUCCUGGGAGGAAGACAAUUCGAUAUCCAUGUGAAACACCAACCCGAUGCCCGGCUCAGACGCCUACCCGUCCUCAUUUCUACCAAUACCGACAUAUGUCAGUAUUUACAAUCCGAGGACGCGAAGGCCAUCAAGGCGCGAUGUUUUUACUAUCACUUCACUGUUCCCAUCCCUUCGGCUCUUCUUCCCGAGCCACCCUGUAUGAUGUGUGCAUGCCACUUUCGGGCAUGGUAUUUAAAUUGGUUUUAUAAUAAAUAA